AUGUCAAGUCAACACAGCACAGACAGCGGCUCCUCAUCUUCUCCUGAGAUUUUACUCUGCAAAAAAAGGUACGUGGUUUGUAACUGAAUGAUUUUAAUUAGCAUUUAAGGGUUAGAAAUACAUCAAUAAUCUGGUGACACUAUGCAUGUCAAAAUAUGUUAGGAUAUUUUAAAUAAUUUUGAAUUAUUUUAAAGCAGAGGAAUUUAUUUUAUCAGAACAGUGGGAUCUGAAUUUGCAUUUCAGUGUCAUUAAUAUACGCUGUGACCCAAUUUUUGUGUAAAAAGAAGCAACAUUUACCUUUGUUACUAAAAAUAAUAAUUAUUUUUUAUUUUUUUAACAGCAUAUAUUUUUAUAAAACAUGUAUCUUAUGGCAAAAAUACCUCUGAUUUUGUUUCAUCAAGCUGUAAGUUAUGUGAGAAAAAAGGGAACAUCAUGAUAAGAGUAAGAAAAAAUGUGUAGGUUUAUGUAAUCUGUAUUUAGACCAAUACUGCACUUCUUUUUUCCACUUUUUGAGGCCAAGAUUUUCUAUUGUCAAAGAUUAUUUGUUUAUUAAUAAUGUAGACAGUGGUUAUUUUUUGUCUAAGGGUCUAAUUGUGUUUGUUCCUCUGUAUUUUUAAACAGAACAAUGAAGUACAGCUCAGUUCUGCUCCUGCACCUCCUCCUGGGAACAUGCGCAGCUUACAAUUACCGUGAGUUUCAUGUGCUUUCGUAUCUCUAUUAUCAAACAUCCGAUUUCUCUGCAUCUUAUUAUACAUUUAGAGCUUUUUUGGCAUUUAAAGAAAAACACACCAAGCCCAGCACAUGUUGUCCAAACUUUAGAGAGUCAUCAUACCUGGGUAUUUUUAGAUUUUUCUCCACCAAGAAUAAGCUUCAGAUUCAGGAUAUAACAGUGUCAUCAGCAUAGAAAUCUAAAGGCAGCAUUUGUUCUCAUGAAUAGUAAACAAAAAGGGGCCUAAAACAGAACCCUGUGGCUCACCUUAAUGUUCAGUUCUAAUAUCAGAGCAUCGACCAUCAUAGACCCGCACUGGUCAGUAAAAUAGGCUAAAACUGGGUCAUAAUGGGUCCACUGAGGACAUGAUGCCUCUCAUGUCGACUCCUACAUUCAUUAUUAGUAUAUAAAACCAUCUUUUAGUUAAAAAGUCUCUGAGUCAACUUAUAAGACUCAGAACAAUGUUGUGGAUGCCCUAGUUUAUUUGCUGUAAUGAGAGUUUGGAUACAGUUAAAAGCUGGAGAAAAAUCAAUAAGUAGUAAUUGGGCAAUUUUUUUCUGCUCCCUCAAGGUGAGUAAAAAAGGUCUAAGUUAGCUUGCACAGUGUUCAUGAAAGCAUCCUUUAUAACUUUCUGAAAUGAAAGUACACUACUAACACACGUUUGGAUGUACACUUACAGUAAAAUGUUUACAUUACAGAAAACGUGGCCUUGCGUGGAAAAGCGACCCAGUCAACCCGACUGGUAAACAUCUUGGCAUCUGCCAGCAAUGCCAUCGAUGGAAACCGUGACAACGACUAUAACCAUGGAUCGUGCACCCACACUUUAGCUCAGGUCAACCCCUGGUGGAGGGUGGACCUGCUGGACCACUACAUCAUCACCUCCAUAGUCGUCACCAACAGAGGAGACUGCUGUCCCGAGAGGAUCAACGGGGCUCAGAUUCAUGUCGGAAACUCUCUACGAGACAAUGGAGUCGCAAACCCACUGUGAGUGAAGAAUUGGACCUUUUUAUUAGUGGCAUCACAGAGAAGCAGAACCUGAUCGGUUCUCUCAUUGAAUAAUGUUUGUAGGUGGCAAAGAAUAAGAAAAUAUAAAUAACCAUAUUUUCCAAGCGGGGAAAUUUUAGUAUAUCGCUAUAUGGCAAAGCUUUUGCCUUAACCACACUCUUGUCUGUUUCCCUGAAAAAUGAUUCCCGCUCUCUUCUCCUUCUUUCAGGGUGGGAGUGAUUCCCCAAAUCCAAGCAGGCAGGUCUUUAAACAUCACUUUCACCAGACUUGUGGAGGGACGUUACGUGACUAUCACUCUCACUGGUGCAGGAAAGGUCCUCUCGCUCUGUGAAGUCGAAGUGUACGGGUAUCCUGCCCCUACAGGUAAGGAUGUGAAAAACACAGGUGCACAUAACCUUGCACAUUUCUCCUAGCUGCUACAAAAAGCACAAUGAAAAACUGUCACUAAGCUGACGUUUGCAACGUUUCUUUCAUGCAGGGGAGAAUUUGGCGCUCCAGGGACAAGCUUCCCAGUCUUCUCUUCAUUCUGUUGGCUUUGCAUAUCACGCCAUUGACGGGAAUAAAGCGAGCAUCUGGGGCCAGGCCUCCUGUUCUCACACAGUUAACGAGCUCAACCCCUGGUGGAGACUGGACCUGAGAAGAACCCAUAGAGUGUUUUCUGUCAACAUAACCAACUACUGGAACACUGCCACAUGGAUUAACGGAGCUGAGAUCCGGAUCGGGGAUUCCUUAGACAACAAUGGAAACAACAACCCCAGGUAAUUUAGUAUGAGACACAAACUUUAAGAGCUUCUUCAUCAAAACGGCUCUUCAUAGACCUCACGGUGAACUGUCUUCUUUCAGGUGUGCUGUGAUCAGUUCCAUCGCCGCAGGUUUCACUGAAAACUUCAACUGUAACGGGAUGGACGGCCGCUACGUUAACGUAGUUAUUCCUGGAAGAACGUCGUACCUGGCUCUGUGUGAGGUGGAGGUCUACGGCUCCAGACUGGAUUAGGUCAUUUUAUACAUUUUAUACUGCAGCCAUGUGCUCUUUUAAUAACUUUAAUUCCUAGUUCGUCAUCAUCAGAGAGAGCAACAACAGUUUGAUAACUCAAACAGUCCCUGCUUCUACCACAAGGGGGCAGAAAAACUCAGAGAAGCAGUCAUCUGGACUUGGUUUAUGUCCAUCUCCUUUACUCUGCUGUGCUUGAAUCGCACCUGAAACUUAUAUUUUAAUCAUAUAGUCAUCUUUAGAGACAUCAACAGCUGUUAAAGCUGCAUUUAGACAAUAUUUGAACACCAGAAAAAAAAAUCCUAAAAGCAGCCACUCUGAGAUGUUUAGUAGAUGUUAACCAAUCUUAUUUUACGCUCUGAUUAUGUGUUUAGGACAUCUCAAAUCUUAUCUUGGCUACUUUAAGUUUUGCAUUUGUUCGACUGAAGUUUCUUCCCUACAAUCUCAUGUUUUGGCCACCAGGGGGCAGAAAGACGUUUGAGGUUCUUCGCUUCUUUCUUUACAGCCACAGUCAGACAAUUUUGGCCACUAGGGAGCAAAAAACAUUGAGUUUUUUUUUUAUUAUCUUUCAUAGUUGUUAGCCUUCGUUUCUAAAUAUGUUUCUAUGAUAAUGUUUCCUGAUUAUAGCAUUUCUUGUAAUUAUUAGGGAAUAUAUUGACUUUUGUGUUCAUGUCCUCGAGGUCAUGUGCAUUCAUGUGGUUUUAUAUAAUUUAGCACUUUCUGUCAUUUUCAGAGACAUCUUUGAAUUUUUCAUUCCACAUCAAACAGCUUGUAAAUAAAAAUAAAGCUUGUGCUGUUGGAUGGUAAUCUUU
Molecule: messenger RNA, 3517 nt
Organism: Xyrichtys novacula (pearly razorfish)
Lineage: Eukaryota; Metazoa; Chordata; Actinopteri; Labriformes; Labridae
Source: the annotation of a GenBank genome assembly